Molecule: messenger RNA, 1653 nt
Organism: Guyanagaster necrorhizus
Lineage: Eukaryota; Fungi; Basidiomycota; Agaricomycetes; Agaricales; Physalacriaceae
Exons: 7
Coding region: 1-1653 (550 amino acids)
Source: RefSeq, a predicted model, not a curated record
AUGGGCGUUGUAAAUCCUAUUGUCCAAGAUGUUAGCAAACACCCUGACCACCGUCAGGUAGCUACCUUCUUCCUAGGAUGGGUCUUCAUCACUGCUAUCAAUAAUAUGGCGACGUCGACCUUUCUACAGAACGUUGCUGCGCGUAUUUUCUCCCGCUCUCAUCGAUCCUCACAGAAAGACAAUCCGGAGAUUGACGAUGCCUCGGGGUUACUAUUCAACCUGACGAGCGACUGUCCCGUCCUUCUAUUCUUACUGUCAUUGUUUUUUAUGUCAGCCAGCAUUGCCUGUUUUACAUCUCUACUUUCUUUUCAUUCUGAGACGGGAGCUCUUUGUUCAUUUGUCGCGGCCUGGGGUGGAUUAUCUGUCCUGUUCGCGCGUGUAGUUGCAUUAUUCCUUCUUUUGUUUGCGCUCCGUCGAUUGGGGAUCAAGCGAUUGGAGACUUUCAUCUACCUUGUGUGGAUACUCUGUGGAUUAGGACUCGACUUUGUAAAUUAUGCUGUUGGCACGGGCACACUAACUGAAGAUGAUCACCUCGAGAUAUUCCUGUGUUAUAGGAAACAUGUUCUUCCAACUUCCUUGGCUGCCUCAUCGGUGUUCUCAUUGCUGGAGAUUUAUGUCGUUGGCCGAACCCUGGUGUUGACGCACUCACAAAGAAGAAGGGAGUGGCUGCAGAUCGUUCAGGCAUGCUCUCUAAUGGUUUUUGAUCUCCUGACAAUCGUGCCUUCGGCGAUUUUCAUUGGUGUUUUGGGGGAAUUCAUUCCUUUCAGUGUCGGCUCAGUCCUUAUACUUGGCAAGUCCCUCUAUCUGUCAACAGAGACAUCAUCAGCCUUUGACUCGGUAACCCCAUCCUCAGAAUUUUCAGAGGAUCUGCCCUUUGAAAAGCAUGAUGAUCGACAGAUGAUCCCUAUGCCUCCACGUAUGUCUAGAUUUCCCCUGGGACCAAUCACUCGGCCGUUGUCUCCGAUUGCAUCCCUGCCGAUGCAUCCGUAUUCAGCACAAUGCUUGGACGACCCCAGGAUGGUUGGAGAGAGAUGGUUGAAUGGUUACGACACUGUGCGUAGCAGUCGAAGUGUCGAUACGAGAACAGCGAGAAGCAUUGACGAAGCUGUUUUCCAAGUUGCACAGCGUAGCCGACCUUUGCCAAUUUACUGUGAAGCGAAGGGAUCACCACUGUCGGGUCCACAGACAUCAUCGAUCUCGAGCUCCAGCAGGUUCAUGGGGCUAUCAAUGGACAACCACAUUGCUCCCCUUGCCCGUCCACGUCUGAUAGUCGUACCAUCAAACAUGUCUGUGGAUCUGGAUGUGAAGCCUGACACACCGGUGUCAGGAAUGCGAGAUUCCGUAGCCUAUGACCCGCUUUUAAAGUCACGGUUUUCGGUGUCUACAGCUUCUAUGUCGCUGGUGACGACGUCGAGCUUGCUUUUAUCAUCCGAUAUCCGGAGGCAUUUGACUGGAAGUUCUGUGGGGUCAAAUGGGUCUGAAUCUGUGAAAGCACCCUCGAUGCUAGAACGUUCGAUGCAGUUUCAGGGAGCUGGGCAUUUGAAUAUAACUCAGAGUCGGCGGUCUAUGCUUUCUAAUGAAAGCAGGACUUGUUUUAAUAGCAGUCCCCAGGCUUUGCCUUGGCCGGAGAAGGAAACGAGACCGGGAGUAUAA